Molecule: messenger RNA, 2066 nt
Organism: Periophthalmus magnuspinnatus
Lineage: Eukaryota; Metazoa; Chordata; Actinopteri; Gobiiformes; Gobiidae
Gene: hdac3
Product: histone deacetylase 3
Exons: 15
Coding region: 114-1400 (428 amino acids)
Molecular function (GO): histone deacetylase activity
Source: RefSeq, a predicted model, not a curated record
GAUGUUUACAAUGGCGGUCGCUGUUUGUAGCUAAUCAAAAUAAAAUGCUGGAUUUUUAGCUGCAGAUUUCCUCCUCUUUUUUCAAAAAUCUAACUUCGUAAAGGUUUAUCAAAAUGACGAACAGGACCUCCUAUUUCUACGACCCCGACGUGGGAAACUUUCAUUACGGUGCUGGUCACCCCAUGAAGCCCCACCGUCUGUCUCUGACCCAUAGCCUGGUGUUGCACUACGGACUCUACAAGAAGAUGAUGGUUUUUAAACCGUACAAAGCGUCUCAACACGACAUGUGCCGCUUCCACUCAGAGGAUUACAUCGACUUCCUGCAGAAAGUGUCUCCCAACAACAUGCAGGGUUUUACCAAGAGCCUCAACACCUUCAAUGUGGGAGACGACUGUCCUGUUUUUCCGGGCCUCUUUGAGUUCUGCUCCAGAUACACAGGAGCUUCUCUACAGGGAGCAACACAACUCAACCACAAGAUCUGUGACAUCGCCAUAAAUUGGGCUGGAGGUUUGCAUCACGCCAAGAAGUUUGAGGCAUCUGGGUUUUGUUAUGUGAACGACAUUGUCAUCAGUAUUUUGGAGCUCCUCAAGUACCACCCGCGGGUACUGUACAUCGACAUUGACAUCCAUCACGGUGAUGGGGUUCAGGAGGCCUUCUAUCUGACUGACCGUGUCAUGACCGUAUCCUUCCACAAAUAUGGGAACUACUUUUUCCCGGGAACAGGAGACAUGUAUGAGGUGGGAGCAGAGAGCGGUCGAUAUUACUGCCUGAAUGUUCCUCUGAGAGAUGGCAUCGACGACCAGAGCUACAGACAGCUGUUCCAGCCUGUCAUCAAACAGGUCGUGGACUAUUACCAGCCCACAUGCAUCGUCCUACAGUGUGGAGCAGAUUCUUUGGGAUGUGACCGACUUGGCUGCUUCAACCUCAGUAUACGAGGACAUGGAGAGUGUGUGGAGUUUGUGAAGAGCUUUAAGAUCCCUCUGCUGGUGCUUGGAGGAGGAGGCUACACCGUGAGGAAUGUGGCUCGCUGCUGGACAUUUGAGACGUCUCUGUUGGUGGAUGAGUCCAUCAGUGAUGAGCUGCCGUACAGUGAAUACUUUGAAUACUUUGCACCAGACUUCACGCUUCACCCCGAUGUCAGCACGAGGAUAGAGAACCAGAACUCUAGACAGUACCUGGAGCAGAUCCGUCAGACCGUCUUUGAAAACCUGAAGAUGUUGAACCAUGCUCCAUCAGUCCAGAUCCAUGAUGUUCCCUCAGAUAUGCUCAGCUACGAACGCACCGAUGAGCCCGACCCAGAGGAGAGAGGAGGAGAGGAGAACUACACCAGACCUGAAGCGGCCAAUGAAUUUUACGACGGUGACCAUGACAACGACAAAGAAAGUGAUGUAGAGAUUUGAAAUUACUGUGAAACUAAGGAACCGUUCUAUCUCCUGGUUUGAUCAGCUGCAUUUUUCACAUUUUAUCCUCAAAUAAUCAUUGAUAAUAAUAAUGGACUAGUCUUAUGUGUUUUUUAGCUCUCACAAUUUGAAGAGUAAACUAAAGAAAUGGUUUUGUCUUGUUUAAUCCUAGUUUGGUCCUGUUUAAUCCUGGUUCGGUCCUGUUUAAUCCCAGUUUGGUCCUGCUGUGGGUCCAGUUUGAGGCUUGAUGUAGAUUUGGUUCUAGUUCUGUUCUCAUCUAGUCCUGGUUUAAUCCUAGUCUGGUUUUGGUUUAGUUCCUGGCUUUGUCCCUGUUUAGUCCCAGUUUUGAUAAGGUGAUUGUGCAAGUGUGAAUGCAUUGGUUUGAUCCUGGUUUAGCCCUGGUUUAGUCCUUGUAUAUUCCUUCUGUAGACUUGUUUAGUCUUGCUCUAAUCCUGGUCUAGUUCUGGUUUGGUCCCAGUUUUGACGUGGUUUCUUCAUGCAAGUAUGAACAAUACAGUCUUACAAAGCUAUAAUAGUCAAUUUAUUUUUUUCACUCACCUCAAUCACUGUCUUGCACAGUGGCACAACAACAUGUGUAGUAGGGAUCAAACCAGCAACCUUCACGUACAGCAUUCAGUACUUUUUACUUUAUGGGCCUCAUUGAUA